GACGAGUUGAAGGCUGCAGAAUCCACUGAAUCGUUGGACGAGAGUGAGGAAUGGAGCAACGAAGUAGAUGAGGAAGGGAAGGAAGUGGAAGAAUCGACAGAGAAUGAGAAAGAAAUUGAGAAAGAAAAGGAAGCAGAAGAACCAACCGAAACUGAAGAGGAAAACAAGGAGGAAGAUUUAGAAGAAAGAAAAGAAGAGGAGAAAAUGGAAAAAGAAAAGGAACAAAAAGAGGAAUUGGAUGAGAGAAAAGAGGGUGAACCGCAAAAAGAAGGAGAAAUAAAAGAAAAGGAACAAAUAGAAGAAGUUGAAGAGAAAAAAGAGGAUGAAGAACAAAAAGAAGGAGAAGGGAAGGAAAAGGAACGGAGGGAAGAAGUGGAAGAGAGAGAAGGGAAUGAACAGCAGAAAGGAGAAGAAAUGAAAGAAGGGGAAGUCGAGGAGAAUAAGGAACUCUUGGACGAACAGAAGGUAGAAGAGGCCGAGCAAAAGGUGGACGAGAUAGAGAAUAAACAAGGGAGAGAAGGAAAUGUGGAAGGGGAACAAGUAGGAGGUACUGAAGAGGAUAAAAAAGAAGAUGAAGGCAAAGCUGAAGAAAAUGAGGAACAAAAGGAAGGAACCGAAGAGGAGAAGCCGGUCAGCGAAACAACGAAUAAGGAAGGAGUUGUUGAGAUAAAAGAAGCUGGAGAUGAAGCUCAGGAAGUGGGAGACAAGAAGGGAGAAGAAGAGAAUGAGGAAGUUAAUAAAGAGGCUGUAAGAGAAGAUACGGAAAAGGAUGAAGAAGAAUUGGAAAACAAACCAGCUGAGGACGUGACACCAGAGCCAGUGGUGAUUGGAACUGAAGAGGAAUCAAAAGAAAAUAAGGAUAAAAAAGAGGAUAAAAACGAAGAAGCACCGGUACAGAAGGAUAAGUACUCCACACGGCUAGAUAAUAUUUUAGACCAGUUAGAAGAUGAUGAGCAAGAACAGACACUACCAAAUAAAGAAGAAGAAACGAGCACACAAGUUCAGGAAGAAAGAGAACAGGAGAGAUCGGAAGAAGUGACAAGCAAUAAGGACGAAGUAGAAGAAAAAAGUGACAAGAUCGAGGAAAAUAAGGAGGAGAAAAAGGAUGAAAAUAAAAACGAGGAUAAAAAUGAUGAAGUGUUUGAUGAAAACCAAAAAGCGCCCAUACCAAAUGGUGAUGUGUUCGUCCCAGCGAUAAAGAAGGAACCGCCAAGUCCUUCUGUGAACAAAAAAGAAACCACUGAUGUAAGUACUAUUACCUUGUUUCAGACCAAGGGGUUCUUGAAUUCCAGCACGUGCUUUGGGCAAGCACCUCUUGCAAGUAAGCUUUACAAGUUUCUUGCCCAGCAAGAAAAUAUACUCAUUCUGGGCUACUGCGUGGAAGGGACUUCUCUCGAGUCAUGUGGGGGUUAGUCCUUAUAAAUGUAGGUCGUUUCGCCUACACCGAGGUCGAUUCACCCACACGAUCUUAGUUGCUUCAAAGCUUUACUGCUAUUUAUACAACACCAUUACGUGUAUAAACUUCAAUGUCUUUAAAACAACUUUAAUAGAUCAUGUAGGCGAAUCGACUUGCAGGCGAAACGACCGGUUUCCUUGUGGAUUAGCAACACAAGACCCAAGUAGUUGGCAACAGAGUGCACCAAGGUUUACAAAAUCCAAUUGUCUCCAGUUAAACCUUGCCUAAAUUAUAUUUCGAAUUAUACUCAGCUGUCAUUUCUCAUACCUAACUUUACUUUGAUGAAUAUUUAGUAAGUUUAGUUCUAACUCCAGCCAGUGCCGGUAGAAGAUUCUUUUUAACUGAUUGUUGUUUUACUUUUGUUAUCAGGGCGCUGAGGAAGAGAAAAGUUACAAAACACUGAAAAGAACUCGUAAAUUUGAAAAAGAUGGCAAGAUAGUCACAGAAACAACUUCAAGAGUUGUGGAUGUGAGUCAAGAGGAUUACAGGAAUGCUUUGAUGAAAGAACAACAACAAAGGUAACAAAAAAGUAUCGUAUAUUUAACAAUUAUUCCUCGAGCUCGAAUUGGCUCUGAGUCAAUCGGCCUGCUACUCACUCAGAGGCCAUGAGGGCGAGAAGAAUAAUUAUUUUAGUAAAAUCCAACUAGUUGGUUAAAAUAUCGAGGCAAAACUACUUUAGCUAGCAAAACACGAUUCAGCCGCCAUUGUUUUGGUUUUCAAAGCCGGUGCUUUUCGCUACUAGUGGGCUAUAACAUAUAGCCUAGUAGUAGCUCAACCAAUCAGAACACAGCAUUGAUAAUAGACCGCUAGUUGGAUUUUACUAAAUCUUGUUAUCAAUCGAAAGCUAUUCACUGAUGAAUUAAUAGUUACAGUCAGAAACUCUUAAGGGGUUGAAGCGUGUAACUCGCGUUCAAUGCUCGUCAAUUUUCAUUUUUGCUAAGUACCAUAUUUGCAAACCUCGUUGUUAAAGAACAACAACGACCCUUGUUGUCAGAAAAACAACUUUGGACGAGCAUCAGGCUUUUUGUACAUUUCUUUGUCGUCGCUGCGCGCGGACUACGACAUGAAAGUGCCCUUUUAUGGAGGGCGAAAACACAAUACAGCGAUUGUCUUUUUCUUUUCCUGAACUUCGAUACAGACUUUAGACGAACUUGACGAGAUGGAAUACACGUUUUAAAUGACGUUUUUGUAGCUGUCGCCAUCGUUUUUGCUUGAGCUCCCGCAGGUUCCCUCCCGAGAACGUUGAGUAAAUUUACGUCACGUCGUUUACGAAUUUUGAUUGGUCAGUUAUCUUUUCCGGUCCUCUGGUUCCAAAUUUGGUACUUGUGAAAAUGAAAAUUUACGAGCAUCAUCCUCCUUAUGAGUUUCUGUUAUAGUGCAAUUAUAAGGUUGUAAUUGGUAGCUCUACCUACAGGAUAAUUAAAUCAGGUGGAAAGAUCUGUUUUAGCUCUAAAAAUGAGUAAAACACAGUCCGAUUUUUGAUUCUAAUUUGGCUCCCUUAAUCAGGGCCAAUACAGUCUAAUUACUUAAGGCUGAUUUGGACCCAAGGGCUUAAAUGGGUCCCAGUGUGGGCUUGAAUAGGCUUUUGAUGGGGCUGUUUUGGCUUAAAUUGUGCUCAAAUGGCUCCAGGAGUGGCUGAAUCCGACUUUGGCCUGUAGCGCUGGAUUGGCACUGAACAGAUCUUUUUAAUUUUAAGUGUAGCUGGACUAUUUGGGGCAUCCUGAGUCGUGACGAACAAAAACAAAGAUCUUUUCAUCCUAACAAGCUGUUCUUUUCUGUGGUAUGGUUUAUGUUAUAGUACAAGCCCACACCAGUUAAAGAAAACUCAACUUGUCACCAAACAAUUAAAAACAAGCAUGUCAUUUCAGUCCGUUUGAGUCGUAUCGCGAUUGAACAAAAUGAAAAUUUAAUUGAUCAAAUUUUAAACAACUAGCGUCGAUGUAUUUUGACAUUGACGCUUGUAAAACGUCACUCAAGUGUAUUUUUAAGCCACAUAUAUUAUAACAAUUUACUGUGUAGAAUUUUUGUUGUAAAUACGUCGAAUUUCUAUGUGUUAUUGUGAUUAGUUAGGAAGUUUAAUUUUAUUGUUUGUAUACGACCACUUCAGCUUUGCUGAAUUUUUAAUCGUGUUUAAAUAAAUGCUGUUAUUAUUAUUAUUAUUAUUAUUAUUAUUAUUAUUGCAUUUCAGAAAAGUGAAUUUACGUGAAUUGAAGAUCCUGCAGCGCGAGGAACAAAAACAAGGGAUGCUGCUUAUGGCGAAGAUACGCCGCCAGUGGGAAUCUCAAGAACAGCGAUUUGAGCAAGAGUUACAGGUGACUGAUCUAAUCUUGGUUACAACAUGCUACUGACCAGUUUAACGCAAUGUACUUACUAUGAAUUGUUAUAGGUUAUCCUAAAAAAAGCACUUUAUUUGAGUGUCAAUGUAGUUAGCACAAAAGUACUAAUUGAGAACACUACUUUUACGUCUCUUACUGGAGACGGGACCGCUAUUUUGCGUGGUCAUCCGAACCACGUGAAGGUCUAGUUGUUUGUAAGACAAAGGCAGUACCUUCAUUUCUCAGUUAUUUUGAGAUCCUGAGUAUUGGUCCGGUCCCCGGAAUCGAACCCGCGACCCCCCGCUCUGCAGUCAAGCGCUCUACCGACUGAGCUAAUCCUGCCUAAAUUAUUGUCCUUUUACUUUUUGUAUAAUAUCCAGUCUAAUUUAGUCGCUUUGCCCUUUCCUAGUGAGUUAUCUCUUAACGCCUCGUGUACCAGGCAGUCCCAUAGUAUGGCAUACAAUCUUUUACCCGCUUUUGUUGAUGCCUACAAGUAUUCCUAUUCCUUGCCCAUGUUUAAGUCCACAGCCAAAACCUAUCUGUCAUCACCUACUACCAAAUUAUGCCAGCCAUUGCCGUGAUUAGCCUAUACUAUUGGCAAUUAACCGAUUGAAGGUUAAAGGAAGAUAUACCUUGUCAGUAACUGUGCUCACAUUCUGAGUGGCUCGUGGCCUCCUGAAAUGUUCUACAAUUCGUCUAGGAUAUAAUGGAGCCAAAGCCAAUUGUGUAAAUGAAAGCAGAUGUAGACAUUUCCAGCAACAACAAUUUGCUGUUUGUCCCAUAGAACAAUGUAAUAAAUCUGAUUUUUAAUCGCGUAACGGCGUUCCUUUAGUAACUGUUAAAUUCUUGAGGGUAGUAAGUUUUUUGGUCGAAGGGUGGUAACACCAAAAGAAAUAUGCGUAAUUGACCAGUCGUGAGCUCAAUGGCCAAAUUCUUUUUUAGGCGAUUCAAGGUCAAUUUUCAGCCAUGUUGACCAAUACGUUUGGCAAUAAUUAAGUAAACCACAGUUGUGAUUUUUCCUUUCACAGGAUCUAGACAGGAAGUACGAUUUGGAUUUGGACAAUUUAAGUAGAAAUCAGAAAAAAGAAAUCGAAAAACUCGAAGUGACUCAGAAUGCAGAUCUACGAACCUCAUCGCGUAAGAUGAAACAAGAUCAGGUGAGAUUCAGGUCUGGAAAAAUGUUAAGGCAGUUUAAAUUUUCUUAUGUAACCAUUCAAGUGAUUGUCUCUCAGAAGAACUAUUGCACAAUGAACGCGUCUCUACAAAUAAAGGUUGCGAGAACUUUGAUGGUUUUAAAGGGUAAAGUGUAAUCAUAAGUAAGUAGGGACGAACCUCUAUUUAAAAAAUGCCCGACCCCGCCUUGAAGACGUCUUGGAUUUUGAUUGGUUCUGCAUUAUAAUAAGGGAACCAUGAAAGUUGUGGUAAAAAAUGGUUUCCGUAAGCCGAUAGUUAAAACGAUCAACAUGGACUCGUUGUCUUCCUGCCAAAGAGAUCCUUUCAUUGAUUAAGGUGUAGGCCCCAGCGGACUCAGUGCAUUACCGGAAACGCGUUUCGAAUUUCUCUUCAAUCUGAUUGGCAAAUCGACAAUGGCUCUUUUAACUGGCUCAUCGUGGCGCGUAAUCAAAUUACACAGGCGGGGCCUUAGAACGAGGAUUUCGGCACUGCUUCGGAGACGAGGUUCAGAAGUUUAGUUCCUUCUGUGUAGUAGUUAAAACUGCUGGACUAGCCAGCAAGCAAGCCCUCAUGGCCUUGGUUUUUCAAACAGUGGAUAGCGCAAGCGUUACUCAAAACCGUCUCUCUCUACCCAGGUGCGCUUGUGGGACGGAGAUAGAAGACUAAAUUUCAUCAUCAUGGGUUUUCUGGACGAAAUGUUUAUCCACUUAAAUCUAUUCUUAUUGCAGGAGAAAGAACUUAAACGUUUUAGAGACAGCCUAAGAGAAGAGCAAAAAGGAGCUAAGAAGGAGGUUUGUUGACUGUAGUUUGCUUUUCAGGUCAAGUGAACUGUUCAAUACCAUUACACUAAGUGAAUUAAGUAACAUUAGCCUAGUUCAUUUUGGUAAAAAAACAUGUAGUUACAACUUGGGGACAAAAUACGACCUCAAGAACAUAAAUUGCUUCAGCUAUACGGCUUUGAAAAGCUUUGAGAAGUGAAUAUUACACAUUCAUUUUUCAAGAAAUGUUCAUUGCAUAUCGGAUCCAGCAGAGCAGACCAAUGACAAGAGAAAGCAUAACGAUACGUCUAAGAGUGAUCAGCAUAAAAUUUCUCCCUGCAAUAUCAAAGCUUAAUAAAACAGUGUGGUCAUGAGAAUUGAGGGCAUGAUCACAGAAGAUGAAUCUCAUUGAUACCUCAACAAAUUUUUCCACUACUUCUAUUAAAAACGUAUAAGGACAACAAAUAAGAAUUUGAAUUUUGAUAUUAGGUGUUUAAGGGUUAAAAACGUUUUCUCUCUGAUUUUAAAGAUGGAUCAACUACCGCGAAAUCAGAGAAAGGAGUCUUGGAGAAAGAGGAAAGAAGAACUCGAAGUCUCACAACGCCAAGCAGUAAGUGAUAUUAUUUUCAACUAGUUGCUUUUCUUUCCCCCUUUUUAAUGAAAACGACAACAAGAAAUGAUAACUACUUCAGUAAGUAAUUAAUAAUAAAUGAUGAUUUAGAGGCAAUACAACCGCACAUAGUGGCUCUCCGUCUUUCACUUAAAAUCGAUUACUGGAAUUUCGCUUGCCAAUACAGCCGCCUUUCAUCGCUUCCUUGGGCGUUUCACGAGUGUUUGUUUCUGUCCCUGCCUGUACCACAAACAAAUAAACAAAAAAUCCUUCUCGUUAACAACUGUGUCGCUAAAAUGGAGGUUGGGUGCCUGGAGUAUCCAGGGGCUUCCACUAUUGGCAGCUAGCCCCUAGAUUGAAAUAAUGCCCCCAUGACUGGCACAACAGCGCAACCCAGCCAUGAGUCCCCACACCAAAGGAAAGAAACAGGCACCCGUCACACUGAAAAACAUUAGUGGAGAAAAACCAACAAAGCCUAGGGGAAGGGCGGAAGGGGAAGAAAAUGGCUGACAGAACCUAGCCCGAAAGGAAACUGAACGCGCCAAUAAAUCACAUGAUCGAUGUAGCCAGCUACUGGGCAUGCGCAUGCCAAAGACCGCUGACCUCAGGCACCUAAGACGCUCUUAGUUCUUAACUCCUUUAAAUUGCAUUUUAAAAAUGCAUUAUACUUAGUGGUAUACAGCCAGACCGCUCAGUUGUGGCUAUAUUGAAAUAUUUCUUCGUUUAUUUCCCGUGCUGAACAGGAGCAUGAGUUUCUGGCCAUGCAGCGGGUUGAGUUUGAGAAGUUCUGUAAGGAAUUAAUAGACCUGCAUCGUGAGCGGAUGUACAACUUAGAAAUGCAGUUCCUUCAGGAUAAACACUCCCACAAGAGAGGUUUGUAUGCACCCUUAAUAUCCACGGUGAACGCCCUCUAAGCGCGGAAAUUAUUAAUAUUUUAAUCUUCAAUGAGGAAGCCAACUUUACUGACUAAGUGGUUUAUAGAGGGGUCCUCUUAUAAGACUGAACUAUGAAGCUGAAAAUAAUUGAAUUUACUGUUAGGACCAGCAGCAAGUGCCUGGCCUAUAUAGAGUAUACUAUAGAGACCAACGCUUGGUUCCCGUUUAAACGUUUCACUACCAAUAAUGGCCAAUGCAAAAAAUUCACAAAAAUUCCUAAUUUUUUUGUACAUUUUAAAGAAAUAUGUAACACUGUACAAAAGUUCUGCCAAUGAGGUUGCGUUUGAAGGCACUGUAAAUAAAAAAAAAACUGUUUUAGCCCUUAAACUUCGCUCCCUUAAUCAAGGCGAAUUUUACUCCAAUUUGGACCUAUGGACUGAAAUGAGUCUCAGCGUGAGAUGGAUUAGGAAUUUGAUGUGGCUGCGGUUUUGACUUGCGAUCAAAAGGCUCCAAGAGAGGCUGAGUCAGACUUGUCGUGCUGUGCUAAACUGGCACUUUGGGACUUGGUUUCAAAUGUACCGAGAGGGCGGGCGGGAGGGAGGCUAGAAAAAUUUUUUGCGCCUUCUCCCAAACCGUCCACCGCCCGGAAAUAGCCUAUUCACCUUACGUAUUCCGUGUCAUUUUCUGUCGACACACAGUCAAGGCAAAGAGAUGCACUGUUCAGUUGCCCUUCCCAGUUUGUUUGUUUACCUUUGUUUGUUUAUUUGUUUACAGGUCAUGAAGGAGACAGAUGGGAGAUUGAACAGCGUCAGUUACACGAGAGACAUCAGCUGGCCAGAACACAACUAAAGGAAACUUUCUUUUUACAAAGAUCGCAAAUGUUGAACAGGCAUCAAAAAGUAAGAAGCAACAUUUGACGUUUCCUUCUAAAAAAGAAGAAACCUGUUAUUACAUAUUGUUUUGACGCAAUUGUCUUCAACAUAAUGAUCAGGCUUCUUGGUACGCCUUCGCGUAGUCUCCAGUUGUGAUUGAAAAGUGGUAUACUAUUACUAGUUACCAUGAAAUUUUGCGAACUUUACCUUUUAAUUCCUGUAAGCAUUAUUGCUUCUCUUAGAUGGUAUAUAACGUCCAAAAAGGCAACGGAAAUCAUGCACUGUGAUGUGUUUGGAUCGAUUAAUAUGAAAAUAUCUUCGUUUCGCUUCCUUACUUUCUCUUUUACAAUCAUUCUUUGAAACGUUUUGGAGGAAUUUAGGAUCACGUUUACGGUAAAUGGCAGACGUCAAUUUUUACCGCGGGAGAAAGCUUUCCCUUAACUUGUUGUAUACUGUUCAUUUGUCAAAAACAAUAUUCAGUAGUAGUUUCACACCCGUUUCAUCCAUAAGAAUUUGUUUGCACAGUUUUUGUCUGCUCAUUUCUUAUUUUUAGAAAUUGUCAAAAUGAAUCUCACGUUUGUCGUUAACUUGAUUCUAGAUCUCUCAAUUAUAAAGCAUUCGACUCUGUGUUUUAUCCUAGUGUACAUUGUUUGAGACAUUAUAAUUACUUUCCUAGACACUCCGUUAUCUGUUGAUACAGUCCUGCUAACCAGGCGAUUUUGUUUUUUUCGUCAGGAAUGUGAACAGCAUAAUCGUCUUACAAAACUGAAAGACGAAGAAAUGAAACGACGGCACGAGAUUGAGCGCAAACGGCUUCCCAAGAUUCAACGCGAUGAAAUCAAGGCUAAGUCACAGCAGUACCGCAAGUCUAUAAGGAUGGAAAAAAGAGUUUCAGUGGAUAUUGAGCGGGAAAUGAUGAAAGAGGUAACUUCACAUGAGAUUCAAUCAUUCCUUUCUUUUCAAGGAGUCGAGGGUCGUGAGUCAAUUUUGUGCACACUGAAAAACCCGGAUGUAAACGUCAUUAUUGGUGUUAUAAACAGAGUUCCGUGGUAAACAACAGUGUAUUUUGACGAAACGUUUUAAUCGUACCUUUUGGCGGGACACUUUAUCGCAAGCUUCAAAGACAGGGAGAGUGCCGUGACUGUAUAUGUGGGUUAAACCUGAGAUCAGGCCUUAUUUUCGUUUCGCUUGGUACGAAAUUCUGGCGCGACCAGGUAUGAGAGAAUGUAUGAAAGCUGAUAAAAUUGGGCCUUAACUCAGGUUAGAGCGGUUUUCAUUUGAGUGUCGAAAAGUAAUUGGUUUUGCACUUUCUACACAAUGCGAUUGGCUUAAAAGAUUCGCGCCACCUUUUCAUCCAAUCAGAAGUAAAACCAAAGCCAAUUGUGACGCGCACGCGCUUUGCGUCAGCCACAUGUAAUUACUUCGAGUUUUGAUUGGUUCAAUGUAUUGUCUGUGUCCUAUGUGAUUGGCCAGAGUAAUUACUUUGGUUUUGGUUUUACGACGCUCAAACGAAAACCACUCUAAUGUAGGUUAUGACAAAUCCCCGUGGCUGCUUUAAACGCUCUCUAUUUGUACAUAAUUGCAGUUUGAGUUAUUGGAACGUAAGAAAGCGCGCUCAGAGUACGAAAAGAUGCUGUUUAGACAGGAAAUGGAGGCCGAAGAACUACGCAUGUCAUCGGAAUCAGCAUUAAAGGAGUUACAACAAUUACAGGUCAGUUUGCGUUCAAAAUCGAGCAACAUUUAUUUAGAUAAAUAGAUAAAUGAAUGAAUGAAUGAAUAAUGACAUGACCGGUCAUGUCGGCGGGCGCUUCGCACAUGCCGGUUUAAAACUCAAAACGUACCAAUGCCUUAUAUCGUAAACUAAAAUGAGUCGAGUUAAAAAUCUACAGAAGGAAAACCUUAAAGCUGUAAAUAGGUAAUGAAGAUAAUUAUUUGAAUGUUAAUUAUUUAAUAGAAUAUUUUGUGAAGUUAACUUGAUAUGUUGUAUAUACCUCCAGUUGUAAUUUUAGUCUUAAUUUAUGUGAAAGGUGUUUCUUUCUGUAUGUUUUUGUAUUUCUUUUCUUUUCUUUUUUCUUAUGUAAUUUAAUAACGUCUUUAUUUAAAGUCUUGUCCUCAGGACAAGACCUAGAUCAGCAUUAUAGCUAUUUGCAGGACAUAAAGUAUUGUAAACUUUAUAUUUCUUUAAAUAAAUACAUUGUUGUUGUUGUUGAUAGAUAGAUAGAUAAAUAUGUCAGUAAAUAAUGUCAUCUCAGUCCGCUGUUCUUAUUACGUUGGCCUCCGUUUUUUUCUUCUGCAGAACGAAAAACGUCACAUGUUAAUGGAGAGCGAAACGACUAAGUUAAAAGAAAGAGACGAGAAACAUGCAGCGCAAGUGGUCGCGUGGAAAGCCGAACUUGGACCACGGAAGAAGGUGAGAGACUCACUCGCUCCCGCCAGCGUUAAUAUUAUUGAGGCAUCGGGAAAGAACCCCUAACGAGAGAGAAAAAGAGCGGGAAUUCUCUUCUCUCCCUUUCGUACCAUCAGGUCAUUUUCGUUGCUGCGCUCUUUAUCUUGCCUGUAAUUAGAGACCUUCAGAUUCGAAUACUAGAACGACUAUCUGUACGAGAUUGAACUUUGAAUUUUUCGCGUAUUGUCAAAAAAUAGACACCCCAGAAAGCUUCAUUGUACUUUUUUUUAACCAAAAAAGUUAGCAGUGUUAUCUUUGUUGAAGGAGCGGGUUAAUCCCUCUCCCGAUCGCAAAAUGAUAAAACUUCGAAUAUUUGAUAACUUGAUUCCGCCACUACGACAUUCUCGCUAAAAGGAAAUCUCGGCGUACUCGUAGUCGUCCUCGCCUUAGAUCUAAAGGUGAAAGGUCUCUAUUAACUGACCGUCUGAAACAGGCUGUAAUAUAAGUUUUCCUGCAGGCAGUAGACCGACUGCAAUCGGUUUGCCCAUGCUAAGGCUGGGAAUGUAAAAGGGAAUUACGAAAAACGAUAAAAUCUUAGCAACAUGCAAUUUUUAAUACUUAAACUGUCCAUUGACAGAUGUGACUUUCGCUUUGAUUUCUCAGGUUCUCGAAGAGGAAUUCGCGCGCGAAGAGCGAGAGCAGCAGUUGUUUUACGCGGGAAACUCGACCUUAUUUCCUAUUCCCACGGAAACGGCGGGGAAGGAGGAAUCAGAGGGGGAAUCUGGUGACAACCAAGUGGAUGGAGAUAAAACCCCGGAUAACCUCUCGAGUAAAUCUUCUUCUGGCUCCACGGAUUUAAUAUCAUAA
Molecule: messenger RNA, 11312 nt
Organism: Porites evermanni
Lineage: Eukaryota; Metazoa; Cnidaria; Anthozoa; Scleractinia; Poritidae
Source: the annotation of a GenBank genome assembly